CGUGCGGGUGCAAGGACACGUCACAAAAAUAUUAAUAUAAACAUAAAAGUGCGUUUCAGUCCAGCACACGGUUCUCUGUGUAGGAUUUCAUCAACUUUGCAACCAUGCAAUAUUCCCGCUACUCAUGCAAUUAAUGGGAAUUAUAAACGCAAGCUUUUGGAUCAGGGCAUUGAAGAAAUUGUAUCUUGGAGAACCAUUUCCACACUGCAAGGCCAAGCAUCACACAUGUCAAGGCUGAUUCUGGUCGCUGGCCUACUUAAAUGGACUUCAAGUUGUUGAUGGGGUGAAGAUUACAUUUUUUUAAAGAUCAACUGGUCUCUGACAAUCAUUUAAGCAAUUUUUGAACCAAAGAACCAAAAUCAGAGGUCCUUUCUUUCAAAUUGAUAACAAGCCAGAGACUAUUACAAACAUUCACCUUAAACUUUGCAAGAGAUGUUGAGACUGUCAUAGGCAAAAUUCAAGACAUAAUCAGACAUAAUCAUGCAUCUGGAGGUCAAGGUUGCGUUGAACUUCAUCGUGUCAUACUUGUACAACAAGCUUCCACGCCGGAGGGCGGAUCUCUUUGGUGAGGAGUUGGAACGUAUAUUAGUGUCCCGUUUUGAAGGACACUGGUAUCCAGAGGUACCUUUACGUGGUUCUGCCUUCCGCUGUCUUAACCUGGGGGGUCAUAGGGACCCGGUGGUGGAAUUAGCAGCCAAGAGGAGCGGUCUGGACACUGAAGAAGUCCAUGCUAAUGUUCCCCCUGAGCUCAGCAUUUGGAUAGACCCUUAUGAAGUGUCCUACCAGAUUGGGGAGAAGGGUGCAGUGAACGUUCUCUACAUGCAGGACUCGCCAGGUUUAAGGGAUGACGGUGAAAGGUCUGAUGAUGCGGAUGCACCCAAUAAAGGAGACAUUGAGUUCGAGGAAUUGAAAAGUCUGGGCUUUAACCCAGAGGCUCAGGUGUUUGUGCCCAUUGGUGGCCAGGCAUCGCCUGUCUUGCUACCGCCACACUCCAGCUCACCGACCCCAAUCUCUACCUCAUCUUGCCAGGGGCUGUUUGGUUAUGCUGCCCCCAGCACUCCCACCAAUCUCAGUGCUCAUUCCUCCAACCCUUCCACCCCGUCGCCACCCAAUGCAGCCCUUGUAUACCCACACCCUGCAGCUCCACCCAGCUCCUGCCCUGCUCAGGUAUUAACCUUCACCACAGCCAGCUUCGCCGCAACAAAAUUCGGCUCUACGAAGAUGAAGAAGAACAACUGUGGAAGUUCUGUAGGUUCUGGUGUAGUCGUCACUCCGCAACAAAGGCUGGUUACACACUCCCCUAACACCAUCUCCCCACCAGGGCUGGUCAAGCACAAACCCCUUUCCAUAGCCGUGCACUCCCUGGUUAACCCCAUCCCUAGCCAACUGUCUCCCAAUGCCAAAGAGUUUGUGUUUCCCCCUUCCCAGAGGCCCCUCUACUUUGAUGCAGAAGUAAUGCCUAUGACCCCACUCCAGGCUCUGCCCACACAUGCCUCCUUUGAUCCAUUCUCAAGCCCACCACCAGGCCAGGCUGUGAGAAUCAUUGGAGGCACCAGUGGGAUUUCCUUUAUGGAUAAACCUCCAUUUGUGGAAGGGCUUGGAGGAUACAAUUUGCAGUAUUCUGGCCAGGCUUUCCAGCCUGUUGUGUUGGCCAACUAAAGAGUCUCAGAGUUGAAGAUCCCAAUGCUGAAACACUUUCCUUUCAGGACCUUUUUUCCCCUCACAGAUUGUUGUUACUACCAUAGUGAAAAAGUAUUAUGAAUACUUAUUGAGUAUUACUUGUGAUUGUUGCUUUUCCAUUUGUAAUUUUUUGUUCCUUGAUGUUAUUACUUUCUAAACUUUGAGUAACCAGCCUCCUGUUGCACCGGUAUUGUUGCUUUCAUUGAUUCUUGAUUGGGGUGUCCAUUGCCCAAAUCUUUGUCUCCAUAGUCUGAUGCUCUUCAGGUCUAUGCUUUCUAAAUACUAAUGAUUUAAUGAACUCUGGAUAAAAGCUAAUAUUUUUUCAGAAAAGUAUAGGAAGCUAGAUGCAUAUAAGGGAAUAGAGCUGAUGGAAAGUGAAGAUUACAGUCCCAUUAACAGUCCGGUCACACCUAAUUGGUCAUAAUUAAGGAUCUAUGGUAAUUUUAUGACACGUUCUCCGAACCAACGCAAGUCACAUGCUCUUGAGCUGAUAAGAGGCAGCACAUGCUUUUCAUUGUGAAUAAACUGAGCCAAAUUCUAAUGACACCAACCAGUGUUUAAACUUGACAUUUCUCACAUCAUUGUAAUGCAGAGUUGGAUUGAAGUUUUCAUUCUCACAAAUCUUGUGAAUUAAUUUCAGAGGAAGGACACAAGGCAGAAUGAUUUAUGGAGGGUUGUUUGUGAGUCUGAUUGUUUUUUCUUCUCUAAUACUUACUGGUUCUUGGCCAGCAGUGCAUGAAGGUGACUGGGAGGUGCUGGAGAUAUUGAUAAACGGCUGAAUGUGUGAUGAGAUGGGACAAAACAAUGGUGGAAGUGUUGAUGCAGAGAGGCUCAGAUUAGCUUUACAGCACUGAGACCGGUGUUAAAUUGUUACAUUGUUCUUUUUACUUUAAUCCAGAGGUUGUCAACUGUAGUAUGGAGGAGAUUCUACAGUGAAAAUGUCACACUUUUGUUUCCUUUAGAGCAAGUACUUCGAAUGUUACCUCAUAUUCUGACUACAUUGGCUGUGUUUUGUGAAGUGCAUGUAUGGUCUCUUUAGAGUGCUAGGAUUGAAGCUAGUAUUCUAGAAUCUUCUUGUUGAAGGUAGGAGGAGCCUGUUAUGGUAUCCAUUAUGACCUCACAUCCCCCUUGGAACUUUGGCCAUGCUGCACUUUACACACUAGAUCUUUGGAAACUCUCAAUGCUAAAAAAAAACUGCUACAUGCUAAAGGUCCGUUACUCGCCCUUUAAUAGCCAAUUAUGUCCUGUAGUUUAAAGAUUGUAUUAAAAUGGAAGUUUAUAAUGGGCUGGUGGUUGGGUGAGACAGUAUGUAUGUCCUAACCUUGCUGUGAUGUCCCUCCCAAACAUUGAAAUGUGAACGUCACUACAUUUCAAAUUCUGUUGAUUUCAUUUGGGGUGGGUGGGAUUUGGAGAUCUCUAUAAAUGCUAUGACUGGGUGUAUUUGUACAUUUGUUUGUAAUUUAUUUACAAUAUUUCUAUUUUUUUUCCCCUCUUUUUUUUUUUUUCAAAAGAGUUAUCUAUGGCAUUUGUAAAACAAAUGAAGAGAUGUAUACUAUAAUGACAUGAAUAUGUGUAUAUUUCUUAUGUUUGAGAUCUUUUGUUUAGUUUCUUACGUGCUGAAGUUAUUUUUUCAGAAAUAACAAUAUAUAUAUGAAUGACAUAUAUAUGAUGAA
Molecule: messenger RNA, 3353 nt
Organism: Xyrauchen texanus (razorback sucker)
Lineage: Eukaryota; Metazoa; Chordata; Actinopteri; Cypriniformes; Catostomidae
Product: protein Tob2-like
Exons: 2
Coding region: 481-1659 (392 amino acids)
Biological process (GO): regulation of gene expression
Cellular component (GO): nucleus; cytoplasm
Molecular function (GO): transcription corepressor activity
Source: RefSeq, a predicted model, not a curated record